AUGACCUCAAACUCGGAUGCGGGUUAUAGUUUGCGCAAAAGAACGAGGAUUUUGUAUGUAGAUCAAGCUCCUUCAACUUCCAACGAUCAGAAUGAAUCCUUAGAAUACAUCAGAAUGUCAAAAGAAGCUCCAGUUAAUUUAGAUUUGAUAGAUUUGGACGUUCAUAAUGGUGUAUUGAUUAAAAGGUCUCGCAGAUCUUUUGAAUCAAAACUAGCAAGUAGUCGAUUUGAUGAUUCUAAUAGUUAUCGGACAAAGAAUUUGUACAAGUUGAACAAUUACAAUAGCCCUGAAUCUGAUGAUGGAACGCCAAAGAAGAAACGAACCAUUCAGAACAAAGAAGACUCGGAUUAUGAUGUUGAUGUAGAUUAUUUUGAGUCAGAAGACGUAAGUUAUUUGUUAGUUGUUUUAUUCACGUCUUAGGAAUCAAAUGAGAGUGAUAUCGAAGUAGCAUCAAAUGCUCAUGAAGCACUCGAAUCUAGUCUAGAUUCCCCAUAUUACAAUACUCCAGAAGUUGAACAGGUUAGGAAGGAAUUACGACAAAUAUUUGAAUACAGCACCUUCACGAGAGACUAUUACGUGCCUGAAAAGAAGAAAAAGGUAAGGUAAACUUUUAUAAAAUAUGGUGGUAUCUCUUUUUAAUGUUUUUAUUUUAAAUAAAGCAUUAAUUUUAGUGCUAUGUCUACUUUUACAUGCUGAGCAACAUGGAACAGUCAAUUUUAAAGCGCUACGAAGACAGUGAUUCUCCCAGUAUGGUAAUUCUGGGCAUCGACAAGACGGACGACAAGAAUGAGACAGUCUUAUGUUCACUGUUGUUUUGUAAUGAAGAAGAUAAUGUUAACGAAAGGCAGUUCCUAGUGUUAGCAGGGUGGCGUGGUAAGGAUGAUUAUGGGUCGAUUAACACUGUAUUGUCUUGCGUUUGGAAAGUAUUAAAAGAUCUCAAUUUGGACUUGAGAUUGCUAUGGAAGUACCGAUAUAUUGCUAAUAAUUAUGGGUAUAUUAAUGACAAAGUUUGCGUUUUCUGUAAUGAAAAAUGUAAGGGUGAAGAGGAGAAUACCGACCGGAAGAAAAUAUUGGACAUUCCACUCGACAAAGUAAGUUUUUUAGUUAUUAAUUGUAUAAAGUACGUUAUAAAUGAACCAUUACGUAAAUGUUAGUUUUUCAAAUUUGCUUUAUAAACAAAGAAAAGUAUUUUAUUGGUGAUUAACCGUUUAUUUUAGGUAUAUGUAAGGCUUUUCGAUCAAAAACUCGAAAUUGUGAACAAGUUGAUAAGACUUAUGGAGAAGUUCUUGGUACACGAUUCUAACACUGAAUUAUACUACAAAAUCAUUGGGAAAAAGAAGCUCUAUAUGUCCAGGUCAAAGUUGAAUUACAAGUUCAGGAAAAACCAUUCGUACUCUGCUCUCGAUCUCUUGAGUAUGGCCGAAAGAUUAUCAGGUAAGCGUUUCCUUUUUGUGACGUUUUAAUUUAGGUAACACUUGCUUUGAUAUACAGAUAACUUUUUAAUUAAAUUUUGUUUUUAGAAGUCAGGUCCACUGCUCCGGAAGUCGAAAACAUCGGCAAAAUGUUGUUAUUGUUCAAACGUCUCAUCAAGGGCACAUUCGAGAGAAAAAAGAAUCAAGAAAUACACGUGAACGUCGUUACAUCUUCUAAACCGUGUGUUCGAUGUGAGAAGAUGAUUGAAUACAUGGAAGAGUUUGGUCGAAAUGAGAUGGACACUUAUAUUCAUCUACUAUGUCAUCAUUCGGCCGAGAUAUCACGAAUGAACCAAGGAUUCAGUGUCAGCUACGAGAACAAGAUUGAAAAGUUGCACAAGGACUUUGCUGUUGCCAAAACGAAACAAUGCUGUAGAGACGGGACGAAGAAGGACGCUAUGGCAGCCCGGUAUCUGGCUGUGAAUACCUUUUUGCCAGAAUAUGUCAAAAAGAACGACGCCGACAAUUCGAACGCUGCCAUUCCAGAAUUGACCAAGGCUGAUGAUUCUCCGAACAAAAGUAGUGGAAGUAAAAACGAGACGUCAGCUGAAUAUAUUGAUGUGAUCGAUCACGAAGAAAACGUAUCAACUUGA
This is a messenger RNA of Bursaphelenchus okinawaensis, 2065 nucleotides long. NCBI's taxonomy places the organism in Eukaryota, Metazoa, Nematoda, Chromadorea, Rhabditida, Aphelenchoididae. The record is from the annotation of a GenBank genome assembly.